AUGGGCGUGGUGGCAGAUGCAUGGAUGGGCGUGGUGGCAGAUGCAUGGAUGGGCGUGGUGGCAGAUGCAUGGAUGGGCGUGGUGGCAGAUGCAUGGAUGGGCGUGGUGGCAGAUGCAUGGAUGGGCGUGGUGGCAGAUGCAUGGAUGGGCGUGGUGGCAGAUGCAUGGAUGGGCGUGGUGGCAGAUGCAUGGAUGGGCGUGGUGGGACAUGCAUGGAUGGGCGUGGUGGCAGAUGCAUGGAUGGGCGUGGUGGGACAUGCAUGGAUGGGCGUGGUGGCAGAUGCAUGGAUGGGCGUGGUGGGACAUGCAUGGAUGGGCGUGGUGGCAGAUGCAUGGAUGGGCGUGGUGGGACAUGCAUGGAUGGGCGUGGUGGCACAUGCAUGGAUGGGCGUGGUGGCACAUGCAUGGAUGGGCGUGGUGGCACAUGCAUGGAUGGGCGUGGUGGCACAUGCAUGGAUGGGCGUGGUGGCACAUGCAUGCAUGGGCGUGGUGGCACAUGCAUGCAUGGGCGUGGUGGCACAUGCAUGCAUGGGCGUGGUGGCACAUGCAUGCAUGGGCGUGGUGGCACAUGCAUGCAUGGGCGUGGUGGCACAUGCAUGCAUGGGCGUGGUGGCACAUGCAUGCAUGGGCGUGGUGGCACAUGCAUGCAUGGGCGUGGUGGCACAUGCAUGCAUGGGCGUGGUGGCACAUGCAUGCAUGGGCGUGGUGGCACAUGCAUGCAUGGGCGUGGUGGCACAUGCAUGCAUGGGCGUGGUGGCACAUGCAUGCAUGGGCGUGGUGGCACAUACAUGCACUCACACGCACACAUGCACGUGCGGGAGCGUGCGCACCCACACACCUGCGCUCCCAGAAACGCCCUAA
Molecule: messenger RNA, 861 nt
Organism: Closterium sp. NIES-65
Lineage: Eukaryota; Viridiplantae; Streptophyta; Zygnematophyceae; Desmidiales; Closteriaceae
Source: the annotation of a GenBank genome assembly